AUGGCGCACCGCUACUCUUUGGAAGCAUUUGAUCGUGCGAUAAGAGAUAUCACAGGAAUUGCUGAACCAUUUGGUGGAAAGAUUCUAAUCAUGGGAGAUGAUUUCCUCCAGAAGAAUAUGCAUUCAGUCGAGGAUGCAUCUUAUUCUGAGUUUUUGAUUCGUGUUGGUGACGGGGAUGAACCUUGCGUUGCUAAUGAGAUGAUAAAGGUUCCGGAAGAUAUGGUCAUACCAUGUGUUAGUGAUGCUUCUUUGUCUCAGCUUAUGGAUGUUACAUUUCCAAACUUGAUAGAAAAUGCCAGAGACGAUGACUACAUGGUCAAUAAAGCAUUGAUUACACCAUUAAACGAGUACGUCGAGAAGCUUCAUGACCGAGUACUUAGCAUCUUUCCUGGAAAAGAGGUUUUAUUCUACUCAUUUGAUACUGUGGAUGACAACACUCACGAUCUUUACCAACAAGAAUACCUCAACAACAUUGCUCCUGGAGGUUUGCCAUCGCACAUUUUGAAACUAAAGAUCGGUGCGCCGAUUAUGUUGUUAUGGAAUGUUGAUGCAAAAAAUGGUCUAUGUAAUGGUACCAGGUUUAUAAUCAAAGAGUUAUUCCGAAACUGUAUUGAUGCUGUAAUUAUUAGUGGGAAUUACAUUGGUACACGAGUCUUCAUUUACAGGAUGCCACUGGAGCCACCUGAGAAUCUGAAGCUCUCAUACAAGUUUAAGUGUAAACAGUUUCCGAUCCGGUUGUGUUUCGCCUUUACAGUCAACAAAGUGCAAGGGAAGAUGAUCGAAAACACGGUAUCUUUUUCCCUGAACAUGUGUUCAGCCAUGGUCAACUGUACGUUGCUCUCUCGAGAGGAGUAUCAAGUAGCAACACGAAAGUAUUAG
Papaver somniferum (opium poppy) is the source of this 879-nucleotide messenger RNA. RefSeq lists its product as uncharacterized. The transcript has 2 exons. The record is from RefSeq and is a predicted model, not a curated record. The coding region runs from base 1 to 879 and encodes 292 amino acids. NCBI's taxonomy places the organism in Eukaryota, Viridiplantae, Streptophyta, Magnoliopsida, Ranunculales, Papaveraceae.